AUGGCUACUAUAGCUUCUACUUGCCAGCUCCUGUUUUCGCACAAAACCACAGUCAGUCGAAGCUUUGAGAGGAGAAUCGCAAGUAGGACUCACCAGAGAUGCCUCGUCACAGCGAAGGUUGCCAAGCAAAAGAGCUCCAGCGUUGCCACCGCGCCUGCUUCUCUAGAGAUCGCCCCGGAUGUUGCGACGCAGCGCGGUGUUUCAUCGCCGGUCCUUCUUGAAUGCGUCCUGGUCGUGUACAAGAAGAACGUGCUAGAUCUCGUUGACGUCCUCGCGGAUUUCCGGGACGACGCCGCCGAUCUUCUGCUCGGCAAGAAGGUGACGGUUCAGCUCGUGAGCGAAGAACUGCUUCCUGGCACCCAGGAACCGAAGAUGAGCGACGUGGUGCCGAUAAGUCACUGGUAUUGUGCUCGAGACAGAAUCGAAGCGAGCGGAUGUAUCACACACAAAGUCCAGAUAGUUGUAGAUAAGAGCUUCGGGACUGUUGGGGCUGUUCGUAUUGGCAAUGCUCACCCGAAUGAAUUCUUUCUCAGCACCUUCCACAUUGUGCAGCCAGAUGGAACUUCAGCUUACUUCACCAGUGAUUCAUGGCUGCACCCGACCGCGGAGAACUGCCCCCGAAUUUUCUUCAGAAACAAGGUGUGCCUACCUGGCAACACUCCCUUGGGCCUGAGAAACUUUCGUGCACGAGAACUCCAAGAUAUUCAAGGCGACGGAACAGGCGAGCGAAAGGAUAGCGACCGGGUUUACGACUACGAUGUGUACAACGACCUCGGGAACCCUGACAACGACAUUGAGCUGCGGAGACCCGUUCUUGGAGGAGGCGAGUUUGCUUAUCCUCGCAGAGUUAGAACCGGUCGCCCGCCUACACAAACAGAUCCACGGUCGGAGAGUUUGCCUCCUGGAAUCGAUAACAUGUAUGUCCCGUCGGACGAAACGUUCAUGAGAGAGAAAAACUCCAACUUCGUAGGGGACACGAUCAAGGCCGCUGCACAUUUUCUGGUUCCAGCUAUCAAAUCGGUAUACAGGAGGGACAAGAGCCCUUACUUUCAGAGCUUCGAACAGAUUAUAGCGCUGUAUGACGACGGUAUUGAGCUGGGACAAGACGUCAGUAGUACAAAUGCAAAUGAAAAGAAGAAACUUCGGAAUCCCUUCACCUUGAUCAACCAGCUGACAGAUACCGAUAAAACCAACAACAACCUUCUCAAGUACCCGUUGCCGCAAAUUAUCCAAGAUGAUUGUGAAUCCUGGAUGCUGGAUUAUGAGUUCGGAAGGCAGACUAUUGCGGGCCUGAAUCCCAUGAUAAUAAAAAAGCUCGAGUGCUAUCCUCCUGUAAGCAGCCUGGAUCCUAAGAUUUUCGGGCCAAAAGCCACUGCACUGAAAGACGAACACAUACUGGAUCAGCUCAACGGCCUCACUGUUCAAGAAGCUCUGGAGGCGAAUAAGCUCUUCAUCUUGGAUUACCACGAUGCAUUCCUGCCAUACUUGAACAGGAUUAAUGCGCAGGAGGGAAAGAAAACAUACGCAACACGGACUAUAUUGUUUCUUACAGACAGAGGUGUCUUGAAGCCUAUAGCCAUCGAGUUGAGCCUCCCAGCAGCAACAGCGACCGGCCAGAGAAAGAACAGGGUAUUUGUCUGCUCCGACACACCAAAGAGGGACUGGGCUUGGGAAGUUGCCAAAGGACACGUUGCCGUGAAUGACUGUGGAUAUCAUCAACUCAUUAGUCACUGGCUGAGAACGCAUGCCGUCAUGGAACCGUUUAUAAUUGCUAUGCACAGGCAGCUGAGUAUUCUUCAUCCAAUCUACCUCCUGCUGAUUCCGCACUUCAAAGACACAAUGACCAUCAAUUCCAAAGCUCGCCAAUCGCUGAUCAAUGCAUCAGGAAUCAUCGAAGACAACUUCACACCGGGAAAAUACUCCAUAGAAUUAAGUGCUGUCGUCUAUGGAUCGCUGUGGAGAUUCGACCAGCAGGGACUUCCAGCUGACUUGAUCGCCAGGGGAAUGGCUACUCCAAAUCCGAAAGCCAGACACGGCCUAGACCUCCUCAUUGAAGACUAUCCUUACGCAGUGGAUGGACUGAACCUCUGGAGUGCAUUGAAGCAAUGGGUGACGGACUACACAGACAUUUUCUACAAGGACGAUGCUUCAGUCAGGGAUGACACUGAGCUCCAGGCAUGGUGGCAAGAAAUCGUGAAUGUUGGUCAUGCAGACAAGAAAGUUGGAUGGACAGACCUGAACACAAAAGCAAACUUGAUCGAGGCACUCACCACCAUGAUUUGGAUCCCAUCGUGCCACCACGCUGCUGUUAACUUUGGCCAGUAUGCAUACGCUGGAUUCCCAGUGAACAGGCCGACCAUCUCUCACAAGCUCAUUCCCGACGAAGACACCGAAGAAUAUAAACAGCUGCGAAGAAACGGGGAGAAAUUCUACCUCUCAUCCUUCUCCACCAAAACCGAAGCGACGCAAGUGAUGACAACCAUCGAGAUCCUCUCCACGCAUUCAUCCGACGAAGAGUACCUGGGCACGCGGCCGGAGCACUGGACGAGCGACAAACGGGUGCUGGACGCAUUCGAGCGAUUCAAGGCCGCCAUAGCCGAGACAGAGGCCGAAGUGAUGGCAAAGAACGCAGAUCCAGAGCUGGAGAACCGCCGCGGCCUUGUCAAUCUACCCUACACGCUCCUCGCCGUGAGCUCGUCCCCGGGCAUCACUGGCCGAGGAGUCCCCAACAGCAUCUCCAUCUAGAUGGCGCUACCAUUGUAGGGUUAGGGUUCUUCAUACUUUAGUUAUAAUUCUCUCUCUCUCUCUCUCUCUCUCUCCAUUCUUCUAGAACGCCAAGAACUCGGCCGAUCCGCUGCAAUACAGCCUUGAAUCCCUGCUCUUCCUGGAGUUA
This is a messenger RNA of Selaginella moellendorffii, 2893 nucleotides long. Its product is annotated as linoleate 9S-lipoxygenase. The record is from RefSeq and is a predicted model, not a curated record. The transcript has 8 exons. Gene Ontology annotation, molecular function: protein binding; oxidoreductase activity, acting on single donors with incorporation of molecular oxygen, incorporation of two atoms of oxygen; metal ion binding. Gene Ontology annotation, biological process: lipid oxidation. The coding region runs from base 1 to 2745 and encodes 914 amino acids. NCBI's taxonomy places the organism in Eukaryota, Viridiplantae, Streptophyta, Lycopodiopsida, Selaginellales, Selaginellaceae.